AUGGAUGUAACAAACCGAACAGCAGUGACAGAGUUUAUUUUUCUAGGAUUUCCAGGCUCCUCCUCACUGCAGCUCUCACUGUUUGUGAUGUUUCUUACUGUGUAUUUGCUGUCUCUCAUGGGAAACACCCUCAUCAUUUUCCUUAUUAUGAUGGAUUCCACACUGCAGAAACCCAUGUACAUUUUCUUAGGAAACCUGUCAUUCCUGGAGAUCUGGUACACUACAGCCACGGUGCCUAAGCUACUGGCCACCUGUGUCACAAAGGUUGUCACUAUUCCUGUUGCAGGUUGUGUUGCUCAGUACUACUUCUUUUUCUCCCUGGGAGCCACCGAGUGCAUCUUGCUGGCAGUUAUGGCUUAUGACCGGCAUGUAGCCGUCUGCCGUCCUCUGCACUACUCACUUCUCAUGAGUGUUCACAUUUGCCUGCGGUUUUCAGCUGGAUCUUGGAUAGGGGGCUUUAUUGCCCCCCUGCUACCCACUAUACUCAUCUCUCAGCUGAAUUUUUGUGGCCCACAGAAAAUCAACCAUUUCUUUUGUGACUCCGACCCCAUCUUUAAACUCUCCUGCUCAGACACAUUCUUGGUGGAGGCCUUGGGUUACACCUGCAGCUCUGUGGUGAUUCUCAGUUCUUUCCUUCUGACAAUGAGCUCCUAUGGCAACAUUGUAGUCACAAUAAUCAAGCUGUCGUCCCGAGAGGCGAGGAAGAAAACAUUCUCAACUUGUGCCUCCCAUCUCACCGUAGUUACCAUCUACUACGGUACCAUCAUCUUUGCCUACGUCCGACCUCCAUCCAAGUACAACUUCACAAUCGGGAAAGUGAUUUCAGUUUUCUAUUGUGUGAUCACACCAUUAGUCAACCCUCUCAUAUAUACCCUGAGAAACAAAGAUGUAAUGAAAGCUUUCCAAAAAAUUCUAGCGCAAAAGAAUUUUCUAUUGAACAAAAACAUGCAUGAGUUUUGA
Molecule: messenger RNA, 960 nt
Organism: Acomys russatus (golden spiny mouse)
Lineage: Eukaryota; Metazoa; Chordata; Mammalia; Rodentia; Muridae
Product: olfactory receptor 6F1-like
Exons: 1
Coding region: 1-960 (319 amino acids)
Biological process (GO): G protein-coupled receptor signaling pathway
Cellular component (GO): membrane
Molecular function (GO): G protein-coupled receptor activity; olfactory receptor activity
Source: RefSeq, a predicted model, not a curated record